UCUAUUUUUUGGUUUUGUGAUGGUUUUGAUUGUUUUGGGAUUGUGUCAUUGUGCUUCCUUCGCUUCUUUGUUUAUUUUACAGUUCAAUUCCUAAUUCCUAAUUGUGCCUGACGCACCUAUUCAUUAUUUUUCUGCAUUUAAUCUGUAUGGCCAUCAAUCAAAAUCAGAUUUCCUUUCAAUUUUUCACUAGCUCAUCCUUGUGACAUCGAAGUAAGUUCUCACCGCAACCUCAUCAUGAGCUCCACAAGUGAUGAUUCACCUAAGAAGCCUCAGUUUGGAAAUCGAUUUCUUCAAAAUAGUGAAGAUGUAUUCCUACAUAAUGCUUGGGAUAACGUAGAAUGGGAUGAUGAAAUGACCAAGAGUGCAGAAGCUAAGAUAAAAGAGCAAUUGCAGUCAGCAAUGGAUGAGGAAAAAGGAGCAGAAUUAGAUGAAGAAGCAAGCAAAUAUUGGGAUGGAUUUUACAGAAUACACCAAAAUCGAUUCUUCAAAGAUCGUCACUGGCUUUUUACAGAAUUUCCAGAAUUACUAAUGGAUCAAAAUGAAUCCACCUCAACCAGUGCUGCUGUGGAUGAAUCUGGUGGAAGGUUUAACGUUCUGGAAGUUGGCUGUGGAGUAGGGAACACUGUUUUCCCCUUAUUAGAGUACAACUCUAAUAAAAAUUUCCAUGUCUAUGCGUGUGAUUUUUCCAGUAAUGCAAUAGAGAUACUGAAAGAACAUGAAGGGUACAACCCGCAGAGAUGCUGUGCUUUUGUGUGCGAUUUAACUGAAGACAAUUGGGAUCCGCCUUUCACGAAAGGAUCAUUAAAUAUUAUCAUCUGCAUAUUCGUCCUAUCAGCAAUAGCUCCUAAUAAAAUGCAGAAGGUAAUAGAUAAAUUCUAUUACUAUUUAAAACCAGGAGGUGUAGUUCUUUUUCGAGAUUAUGGAAGAUUUGACAUGGCCCAGUUGAGGUUCAAGUCAGGAAGAUGUAUUGAGGAAAAUUUCUAUGCUCGAGGAGAUGGUACUAGAGUUUAUUUCUUUACUCAAGGAGAAGUUCAUCGGCUAUUCACCUUUAGCGGAUUUGUUGAAGAGCAAAACUUAGUAGACCGAAGAUUACAAGUCAAUCGAGGCAAAUUAUUACAAAUGUAUAGAGUAUGGAUUCAAACAAAAUAUAGAAAACCGAACACUGAGUAACUGCUGCUUUAUAGAAGAACAGUAAGCAGUGCCUCUCAGAUCGAGGUUUUUGGAAGAAGUGAAUAAGUGUAAGUGGAAAAUCCUGACCUUUCUCAUGACUCAAGUGAAAGGGUAGCAGAAACUAACUUUUGGCAUGAGCCAAUCAGAACAGAGCUCCACAUUGCUGCAAAUCACACUCACUUUAACACUUUUCCUAAUUGGACGUAUUUCUAUCAAACAGAACUAUGUGCAGGUGGGAAAGAUGAGGUGUGCUCAUUAAUGCUUGGGCUAUAAAAAUGAAUGAUAAUGAUAAAGCGCCAGUAACGUAGCCACCACUCCAGUAUCCAUUUGUCAUCUUUAACUCAUGCGCCAUGUGCACUAUGCUCUUGACACAUGCCCGCGGCUCAUGGAGUGUGCACAUAGUUCCGUUCAACAGAAUGUAAAAUCCCGCUUUUCUAAUUCAGCAAACGAACUGUGUGGUAACUGAAUGCAAGACUCAUGAGCCGCGGGCAUGUGUCAAGAGCAUAGUGCACAUGGUUCAUGAGUUAAAGACGAGAAAUGGCUACUGCAGUGGCGGCUACGUCACUGGCGCUUUAUUAUUCCCGUCCAUUCUCAUGGCCCAAGCACAACGAGCCCACCCCAUCUUUCCCACCUGCACAUAGUUCUGUUUGAUAGAAAUACGUCCAAUUCUAGCGUGGAACCAGAGUAAGUUGGUAGCGGCCAUUUUUUUUUUUCUCAUCUUUUUCAAGUACUGAGUAAAUUGAUUUCCAAGCAAUUUUUUCGGAUCUCUUUUACAUGAAGUGAUGGGAAAAAUCAAUUUUGAAACUACCGAAAUCUGGACCUAUUGAAUCCUGGAGGACAUAGGCCUUCUUAUGUCAUUAAGACUGUCGACCUCUGGUCAGUUGGAUUUAAAUCAACUUUUCCUCCCCUUAGACGUGCAUUUUGAAACUUUUUAUUUUACUUCUUGGUUUUUUCAGGAAAUUUUGCAUUGAGAGUAACCAUCAGAUACUGUGCAGAUAUUAUGUGCCAGUAGCCCAUCACACUAAACUAUUGAGAAAACAUCAGCUAAAAAUAAUACCUGAAAAAAAUGAAGAAAAAAUUUGCAAGCGAAAUUCAGAAUCGCUCUAAAAUGGAACAGAAUAUAGGCAUCUCAGCAGUCGACGAAUCAACCUUGAACGAAGCUUAACUGAUUUUUAAGCAUUUGUAAAUAAUCAUUUAAUAAUCGGUUUUUAAGUUAACAUUAUCAUGAAGAAAGUCAUUGAGACGUUGCAGUGCACUCAAGCUGCUCCGAAAAAGACAAACCUAGGAUAACUUGUUUUUUUUAACUUGAUAAAAAAUCAGAAAAAUACUAUGCAAGUUUUAGCAGGACUCUUUUCACACGUUUGCAAACAGUUGUAACAGGUGAAUAAUGUUCCUCAACAAAGGAAUUACUUCAUCAAUGCCAGUGCUGAAUUCCUACCGUUUAUUUUUGAUCACAGACAUGUGCCAAGGCUGUCCCAAAAAUUCAAUGUGAAAAGUAUAGGCAUCUAGCAAACAUUUAAAAAGCCUGAAAGCUUAAAAGUGUUACAGUUUCUUUAUGGGAGCAAGCAGCCGAUUACAGCAGCAAAUUCCAUUACUACCAAGCUUCAAUUUAAAAAAAAAGAAAGCUGUAAUUCGUUAAUCAGUAGAUAUUUUACAUUGUAAGCCGUGCUGUGAUAAAUGUCACUAUUAUCUGACAAUCCAUUGACUGUAUAAGAUUCAUACCAGUUCCCAUAUUCACCAUGUCAGUAAAUAAAACGUGCAGUUGGAACAUUUUGA
Molecule: messenger RNA, 2946 nt
Organism: Bemisia tabaci
Lineage: Eukaryota; Metazoa; Arthropoda; Insecta; Hemiptera; Aleyrodidae
Gene: Mettl2
Product: methyltransferase-like protein
Molecular function (GO): tRNA (cytidine-N3)-methyltransferase activity
Source: RefSeq, a predicted model, not a curated record